UUGGUCUGAGGCAACAAGUUGUCAGUUCAUCGACUACUCCUCCACGCUGCAGGUGACAGAUGGAUGAAUGGAAAUGCGUGGGGUUUUAUUAACCUCGGUGCCUCCAAGAGCUCUUUGUCGACAUGGACGGAGUGGAAUAGCAAGCUUUUGAAAACGUGCAUUGGUGACAAGUGUUGUUAAUGAACUGCGCAGAGCAGGGACAGCUUUCAAUUUCAUCCUUGUUAGUGAUAUAUUUGGAGGUAUUUACUGAAGAAUGGCGCUGGCUAGAUUCAGUAAGAUUCUUCGUUUGCCCGCCCUUGAUAUUAAAAAGAAAACCAAACAGUACGAUCAUGUCCACCGGGAUAUCAAUCCAAACGACCAGUGGGACGUUAUUGGUGAGCUGGGCGAUGGCGCCUUUGGAAAAGUAUACAAGGCCUGCAACAAGGAGACGGGUGUUCUGGCUGCAGCUAAAGUGAUUCCGACCAAAUGUGAGGAGGAGCUGGAGGAUUACAUGGUCGAGAUCGAAAUCCUGGCCAAAUGCGAUCACCGCUAUAUUGUCAAGCUGCUGGAUGCCUAUUACUUCAACAACCAUCUUUGGAUCAUGAUUGAGUUCUGCCCAGGAGGCGCUGUGGAUGCCACAAUGCUAGAGUUGGAUCGAGGACUGACGGAGCCACAGAUAAAGGUGGUCUGCCGGCAGAUGCUGGAGGCUCUGACCUACCUCCACAGCAUGAAGAUCAUCCACAGAGACCUGAAGGCUGGCAACAUCCUCCUCAUGUUGGAAGGGGACAUCAAACUCGCUGAUUUUGGUGUUUCUGCUAAAAACACCAAAACACUCCAGAGAAGAGAUUCUUUCAUCGGCACGCCAUACUGGAUGGCCCCCGAAGUGGUCAUGUGUGAAACUAUGAAGGAUGCUCCGUAUGACUACAAGGCCGACAUCUGGUCCCUCGGGAUUACUCUCAUCGAGCUCGCCCAGAUAGAACCACCACACCAUGACCUCAACCCUAUGAGGGUGCUGCUAAAGAUCGCCAAGGCGGAGCCUCCCAGCCUGGAACAACCAAACAAAUGGUCACCAGAGUUUAAAGAUUUUCUAAGGAGGGCAUUGGAGAAGAAUCCAGAGACCCGCCCGACAGCAGUGCAGCUCCUGGAGCACCCUUUUGUGAGUUCGGUGACGUCGAACCGCCCGCUGAGGGAGCUGGUAGCCGAGGCCAAGGCUGAGGUCAUGGAGGAAAUCGAGGACAAUAGAGAGGAAGGAGAGGAGGACGACACCUUGGAGCUCACUGUGACCAGUCACACCAGUUUGGAAGGAGACCAGUCUCCGGAACCCCAGAGCCCCAUCACACCCUUCCCAAACACACCACAGUCUCUGCUGGAAAAGGGGUCUGUCUCGCCCACAAAGGAGCUGCCAAGCCCCAUAAUGGCCACCCCUGUCCCCCUACCGAGGCACAACCUGCCCUCUAAGGAUCAGGUGGACUUUGGGGAUAAGCUGGAGUCUGAGAAAUAUGAGAGCGUCGUGUCGAUCAAGACGUCGAGCUCCGACUCAGGCAUCGAGGAUGGGAAGAGCACUCCCACAUCUGAGGAAGAGAAGGUUCCUGUGGAGACUGAACAACUUCCGUCUCUCCCCCAAUCUGAGGCAUCUGAAGAGAGUGUGGACAUCAUUAUCAAUUCCCCAGACCUGCCGCUAACCAAGAACCAGUUCUCUAUGGAUGUUCCCAGUUAUCGUCCAACACCGACCCCAGUACUAGAUUCUGCCGAUAUCUCACCAGCACCUAGUUCCGGACCGAGCAGCAUUCUAAGCAAGAUGAGCGCUGAUCGAGCAUCAAUAGGAUCCACUCCCGAAGCGGGUGCACCAUACACGAACGGACGCAUCAAUAGUGUACGGCACUCUUACCCGGGCAGGGUGGCGUCGGAGACCAUGGAUAACAUGUUGCUCAACAAGGAGAGCUUCUCCGUAUCUGCAAGGGACUAUUCGCGGAAGACUCUAAAGCGAACCAGGAGGUUUAUGGUCGAUGGUGUCGAAGUGAGCGUGACCACCUCAAAGAUCAUCAAGGACGAUGAGAAGAAGGAUGAGGAGAUGAGAUUCCUGAGACGCCAGGAGCUACGUGAACUGCGUUUACUCCAGAAGGAGGAGCAACGAUCUCUGGCUGACCUUCAAGCCAAACUGGAAACGCAGAGAGAUCAAAUGCAAAAACGCUUCGACCAGGAAAUGAAUGCCAAGAAGAAGCACUACGAUACGGACCUGGAGAACCUGGAGAAACAACAGAAGCAGGCCAUUGAGAAGAUGGAGGCGGACCACAACAUUAAGCUCAAAGACGAGACCAAACGCAUCAAAGCGGAGCAGCAGCGCGAGUACCAGAAGUUUCAGGAGCAGCUCAAGCAAAAGAAGAAGGAGUUAAAACACUCUGUGGACAAACUGCCCAGGAGUGAGCGCAAGGAACACUUGAAACAAUCAAUGGUGUCCUUCCAAGAAAGGAAGCUUAAAGAUGAGGAACAAUUCCUGGCAACCCAGAAGAACUACUUGGACCAAACGCUCAACCAAAUCAUCCUCAACAACAAAAAAGAGAUCGCAGAUACGGAGAAGGAUUGUCUCUACAAGAAGCAUCAGCUGAUCAGAGACCGUGAAGGUUCAAUAUGGGAAAUGGAGGAGAAGAACUUGUAUGAGAAACACCAGCUGUCAAAGCAGCAGCUCAAAGACAAGUACUUCCUCCAGAGGCACCAACUCCUCAAGAAACAUGGCAAGGAACAGGAACACAUGCAGUGCUACAACCAGCGCAUGAUCGAGCUUUUGAAAAGUCGUCAGCAACAGGAGAAGAGCCGCCUACCAAAGAUCCAACGCAACGAGGCCAAAGCCCGUUUGGCCAUGUUCAAGAAGAGCCUGCGCAUCAACUCCUCAGGCAGCUCCUCCGAGGACAGAGAGAGGAUCAAACAGUUUUCCCAGCAGGAGGAGAAGCGACAGAAGACCGAGAGGAUGAUCCAGCAGAAGAAACAUGAAAACCUGAUGAGGGAAAAGAUCGGCGAGUGCGAGAAUAACGUCCGAGAGCUGCAGGAGCUUCAGAAUGAGAAGUGUCACCUGCUGGUUGAGAACGAGACGCAGAGGCUCAAAAAUCUGGACGAACUACACAACCAGCAGCUGAAAGAGUGGCGGGAACAACUGAAACCCAGGAAGAAGGCGCUUGAAGAGGAGCUGAACAACAAGAGGAAAGAGCAGGAGGCUUUCUUCCGGCUAAAUGACGCUUCAGAAUUCCACAAUAUGGGAUCUGUCAGUAAACUGUCCAAGUUUGUGCCUUAUCCAGACUCUUCCACCACAUAAGCACCCCCCCCCGUCUUUAUGCCCUUAUUAACGUCACUCAGCACAUAUUAGCAUCGUAACCCGUAUCGGUAGGUUCGCCUAUCGCCACUUUGCAUCCGCUUACGGGAUCGUGGACACCGUUGAAGUUCAAACACCCCAAAUGAUCAGUUAGCGUGUUAAUACUGAGGUGAUUUUUAUGAGUUAAAAGCAUUUAAAUUUCCUUUUUUAAGAUCCCACAGAGGGAUUGUUUUCCUUUUUUGCAAGAGGGAUAUUGCAUGUAUUAAUAAUGUCGUUUUUUUGUCAGAUCUAAAAUAGUUUACAUUCCUUGUAAUAGCGCUGCCAAAGUAUGCCUUUUUUUAUUUAUUUUUACUGACUCAAGCUAAAUUCAUCACUGUACAUUUUAAUUUAAAUAUUUUCAGAUUAUAAACAGUAUAUCGGUAUGAAGGAUGUGAAUUAUGAACUAUGAUAUAUAUUUCUUAUUAGCGGGGCUUUCAGUAGAAACCAAAUUUAACAAAAGAGGAGGCGUUUCUUUUAAAUAAUUAAGGACUUUAUCUUUACAUAGAAAGGGAGCAGUGAUACGUACGUAUAGAGUUACUGGUCUUUGUUUUACUGUACAAAUCAGCCACACUGGAUGGGAAAAAGACAAAAGCCAAAGCCAAGUACUGUUUGUUCGAUUGACCCAUUUAAAACAUGUUGAGUGUACAUUUAUUGCAGUAAUUCAACUGCGUUCUAACCAAAGUGCAAUAUUACUUCUUUAUGUCCUGUUUAGAGCGCAAAGGUGUAUAUUUCCUAUACCCAUGUUGGCCUUCCUAUUGCACUGAGGAGGAGAACACGAUGAGGGAGUUGGUCUUUAUAAAAGACGUACCAGCAGACGUGCUUUAUGAUUUUCAAGGGAGUUCCAACAAUUCUGCUGUAAACCAUCUGCAGAUAUUUAAUACCUGUUUUGCCAUCAACAUUUACUGUAGGUACAUCUUUAAUUCCGCUCUCCUUGAUUAAAUGUGUAUUAUUUUGGGUUGAGGUUACUGUCUCAGAGUCUUCCUCUCUGCCUCAGUUUGGAUAACAAGGAAUGUAUGGUGGCUUGUGAGUAUGAAUGAAACUGUAUCAGAAGGAACCACUGUUGUAAAUAUCUAAUAAAUGCAGAUUUUUUUUUUAAAUUA
Molecule: messenger RNA, 4422 nt
Organism: Doryrhamphus excisus (bluestripe pipefish)
Lineage: Eukaryota; Metazoa; Chordata; Actinopteri; Syngnathiformes; Syngnathidae
Gene: stk10
Product: serine/threonine kinase 10
Biological process (GO): protein phosphorylation
Molecular function (GO): ATP binding; protein serine/threonine kinase activity
Source: RefSeq, a predicted model, not a curated record